CUCACCAAUUCCUGCUGUUCGGCAGCUAAUACCGCGGGCUCCUGAGCGCCGGGACCAAUGAGAAGCCUAGGAAGGAGGGGCGGGCACUUCCGCUCUGAUAAAAGGGGCGGAGUCUGAGGGCUGAAUUCGCGAGCUGCCCUGUCCAGACCAUGGACCCUGAGGUGUACCUGCUGCUGCAUUGCCCUCCCGGUGGGCUGCCCAAGGAGCAGGUACGGGCUGAGCUGAGCCCAGCCCACGACCGUCGCCCACUGCCAGAAGGGGACAAGGCCAUUGCUGCUGUCUGGCAGAGCCGGCUACAGGCCCAGCCCUGGCUCUUUGAUGCCCCCAAGUUCCGCCUGCAUUCUGCCAUCCUAGUGCCCACUGGCUCACCAGGGCCGCAGCUGCUCUUGCGCCUGGGCCUUACUUCUUACCGAGACUUCCUGGGCACCAACUGGGCCAGCUCAGCUGCCUGGCUGCGACAGCAGGGAGCCACCGACUGGGGUGACAAGCAAGCUUACCUGGCAGACCCACUGGGGGUGGGCGCUGCACUGGCCACCGCCGAUGACUUCCUUGUCUUCCUGCGCCGCUCUCGGCAGGUGGCUGAAGCACCUGGGUUGGUGGAUGUGCCUGGUGGGCACCCGGAGCCUCAGGCCCUGUGCCCUGGUGACAGCCCCCUGCACAAGGACCUCCCUGGGGAGCUGGUGGUGCAUGAGCUCUUCUCCAGUGUCCUCCGGGAGAUCUGUGAUGAGGUGAACCUGCCACUGCUCACCCUGAGCCAGCCGCUGUUAUUGGGCAUUGCUCGCAAUGAGACCAGUGCCGGCCGUGCCAGUGCUGAGUUCUAUGUCCAAUGCAGCCUGACUUCUGAGCAGGUGAGGAAACACUACACGAGUGGGGGACCUGAGGCCCAUGAGUCCACGGGAAUCAUCUUUGUGGAGACACAGAGCAUACCGAGGUUGCAGGAGACCGAAAUGUGGGCCGAGCUCUGCCCUUCGGCCAAAGGCGCCAUCUUCCUCUACAACCAGGUCCAGGGAAGCCCUCCCUGAGUCGCUCUAGGGUCCCCAGCCCAAUCACCACAGCCUCAGAGAUAAUAAAGGACUUUAUUCUUGGA
Molecule: messenger RNA, 1087 nt
Organism: Rhinolophus ferrumequinum (greater horseshoe bat)
Lineage: Eukaryota; Metazoa; Chordata; Mammalia; Chiroptera; Rhinolophidae
Gene: NUDT22
Product: nudix hydrolase 22
Exons: 6
Coding region: 150-1022 (290 amino acids)
Molecular function (GO): GDP-mannose hydrolase activity
Source: RefSeq, a predicted model, not a curated record